CACGGCGCAGCACUGAGAUACUAUCACGACCCGCUACCACGAUUUUUUCUGGCCACAGAAGUUGUUGGCGUCGGUCCUCGUGCCCAUAGUAGACACAGCUACAGCAUCAAACCUGCUUGCCAAAAAAUGCGUGACCCCUUCGGCCAGGAGCGGUCGAUCUGUUUGAAAUGCCAGAAGCACGACCGGGAGUGUCUGGAGUUUUUGCCCAGCGACAUGGACACCGACUGCCUGGACAACGGGGAUUUCGAUUGGGAAGGGGAAAUGAAGGACUUGGACGAGCGAAAAGUCCUGCCCUGCAUUCUCGAGUCCAUCACCGCCUACCGACGGAGAACCUUCGACGAAAGCAACAUCGUCUGCAAGGCGACAAAUUCCAGUUCCUUGCUGCAGAAUCUCGUUGGCGGCGGGAGUAGUGGGUCUACUUCUUCGCCAUCUUCACCAAGCAAUAAUCCCUGCAUUGCCACCACGAGCAGUGGUUCUUCCCCGAUGAAUAAAUCGGGUGUACAAAAAUCAUCCGCCAGUACCCUGGUGCAGAAAACGUUCCCACCGACCUUAGCAGCCAGCGCAGCAGCAAACAGACAAGGAUCUACGUCGACUUCGAAUGCGGCAAAUAACAAAUUCACCUCCUACUCGCGGAUUUGCCACUGCGGGUGCGAUUGCGAAGACCACUUGCUGGAAGUGGUUUCGAAACAGGAGAAAAUCGUGUUGAACCUGAUCCGGCCCCAUUUUCAGAUGCUGAAACUCAGCUACUCGGUGAUGCAGUCGGUUACUGACACGGUGCACUUGGACAUUCCCCGAACGGAGUUCACCUACGGGGAGAUCUACGAUGUGGCCUUCCUGCGGUUUCUGAACGAAUUGUGGGACGAGUAUUACGGGGGAGAUAAUUUUCUUUCGGCUGCAGGUGCCGCGGUAUCAUCCCCUGCAAGCCCAGCCUCGCCGAAAUCAGCAGGCCCAGGAAGUCCUGCUUUUUCUUCGCCCAAAAAUAAUACCGGCGCAGCAGCAGGUUCUUCGCCCAAUGUCCCGCACACGCGACCCAGCAAAACCACUGCCGGGGCCGCGCUGGCGGGGAACGGCUCACCGACGAAUUCGAAAACUACGAAUCUGCUGAAGAACAACACACAGACUUCUAGCAAUCCCGGAACAACAUCACCAAGUAGCAACAGGCAAGGAAUAUUAAACAGUACGAACGGCGCCACCUGUUCGCCGAAGCCCCUCUCUCCCUUCCACGACCAGUCGCCGGAUGUGUCGAAAAGAAGACCGUUUCAGGGAAAAUUCCUGGACCUCGGCUGCGGCACGGGGAAGGCGGUUUUUCUCGCAACUUGGUCGAUAUGACAGUGCACACCCCCCCCUCCCCCUCAUUUGUCAUGCAAAAUACCCAGUCCACCCUUUGACUCCUAGCGCUGUUUGCGUGACAAGUUCUGGUAGCCCAAAUAGCAUUAUACUCCCUUGCAAAUUUGUCAUGCAAAACCGGCACUCCUGCUGAUGCUUGUAUUGCCGUUCACGCUAUACAAAUGAGGGGGAGGGGGAGUUGUGCACUGUUAUAGCCGAAGUGGCAGUUUGAGAAAGCGGAGGGAGUGGAAUUACUCCCCGGCCUGCACAAGCUUGCGUGCUAUCUGAAAGACAGCAUUUAUAUCACACAGCAAAAAGUAAAAGCUGGCAGGGCACAUUUGUAAUGCAAAAAGAAAUACUCAAAAUCUGCGCUGCACAUCCGAAACAGCAUGCUAUGGGGCCACCCAUGACAAAUUUUUCUGUGUAUUUAUUUUUGCAUUACAAAUCUGCCCUGCGAGCUUUUUUCUCUGGGAUAGUUUACAAGUCGUGUGACGCCCUGUCCCCGAAAACGCGGUCGGUGGUAUUCUAAGUAAAAACAUCCCCACCCCAGAGUUGUCAUGCAAACCUGCAUGGCAAAAAAGUUUCUCAUGCGGAGCCCCAUGCGAAGCAUUUUCUCGUCGUGUGUUGGAAUUUGUGGUGCUUUAAUCAGCAUGAGAUGCUAGGUCUGUGAUGCUGCUAUACUAGCUAAACAGCAUUACACUACGAGGACAAAACUGUCAUGCGACACAACCCAAGCUAGUUCAAUUUGUCUAGCUGAUUUUCCAACUACUUGACUACGGGUUGGGGACGUCUUUCCUCGGGAUACGUGGCGAAAAUUCCCCAAACCGACGUAGAAUUCUUUCUCGGGGACGUGGCGAAGUGGCAUCUGCAGCAGGCGGGGAAAGAAGAAGCAGAAGAAGGAGAACAAGACGGCGCAACAAGUCGUGCAAAUGAAAACAAUGAUCUGAAGCUCGUGUACAUCGCGUCAACGGUUUUUGGCGAGGAACUGAUGGCGAAGAUACGGUUCGAUGUACUGCCGAAGGUCUGGUAUGCAAGUGCAAAAGCAUGGACAACGAAGUUGCUUGCCCAUAUUUAAUAUUUGGUGGAAUUACCACCAAGUGUGUAGACAAGAGAGAAGCUUGUCGGCGAGUAUCUGAUGUGUAGUCUGGUACAACGGCCUGCUCGUGGUUCAUUCUUCGAUACAGAGCGGAAGAAUCAGUGAUGCGAAACUACGUACUGCGGUAUUUUGAAACAGUCACAUGCAUAAUUUCCUGCUCGCUUCAAUCAUUUCUCCCUCGUGGGCGACACACAGACUCCAAGGAAGUACAACUUCGCAGCCUUUGCAACCGUUCCAUAAAUGCAGCAGGGACACGAUCAUUGUGACGCUGAAGAACAAAUUGCCGGAUAUAGAAAUUUAUCAACUGUAAAAAUGUCUGGGUCUGGAAGAAUGCAAGUUUGUCAUGCUUGUCUGGCAUGACUCGGGAAUCUGUGUUGCAUAGGCACGAAAAGGCGCUUUUACCUGUCAUGCAAAAACGCAGUUUGCCAUGCAAGAUACGUAAGACAUGGGAGCCAAAAAAUUUGUCAUGCAUAGCUGCGUAUUGCAGUCCGUCUACCAUUCACUUUUAGCAUCACAAGUUUCCAGACCCAGACAUUUUUACAUUUGAUAAAAUUUUGCAAGAAACAAAACUCCUCGUCUCCUGGGGCUAUAGCCCUUGCUACGUCUGUCGCCUGCCGGUAUCAAAAGAAAAAAUCCCCCCUCCCCAUAUCAAAACGGAAAUCUGUGAUGCAGAUUUGUUGUCACAAAUCAGCUUUGUCAUGCUACACGGGAAAAGAUGCGGACUGUAGUGCUGGGUGGCGUGGGGAAGCCUUGCAUCUUCAGCAUGAUAGGAGGCAGCUGAGAGUGGGGAACAGCAUGACAAAUUGCCUGCAAACGAGGCCACGACUGCGGCUCUUGGCCUUCUAGCAUGACAAGUCGAUUUGUGACCUCAAAUACAGCAUCACAAAUUUCGUUUUCGAUAUGGGGAGGGGGGAUUUCUCCUUUCGAUAGCCGGUUGAUACGGGUCGUGCGGAAAUAAAAUGAGGAAGAAGCUUUUGAUCACGGCGAAUAUAUAAUGCGCAUCACUCAGUGCUACUGAUAGCACGCAGUUUUUUCCUGCUGUUGUACUGUGCAUUGUACUAAAAGGACGGCUCCUGCGUAAGAGUUCUUGGGAAAUAAGAGGAGUAUUAGCGAGAAGUUAUCGCAAGGAAAAAUCCCCCCUCCCCAUAUUGAAGAGGUAGGUUUUCGAAAAUUUGUGUUGCUGAUUGAUAUAGAAAUUUUGCAGGAAACAAAACUCCUCGUCUCCUGGGGCUACAUAUCAACUGCAAAAAUGUCUGGGUCUGGAAGAAUGCGCGAUUUGUCAUGCUGCUUUUCCAUGACCCAUGAGGUCUGGAACGCAGGACCUAGCAUGAAGGAUUCUGCGAGACCUUUCUCAUGCCUUUCCUGCAUGAGAAACUCCCUCCCGACUUGGUCAAAACUGGGCGACUUUUGGUAAUCAUGCAACACAGAUUUUUGCAUGCAGCAGAUUUAGCAUGACAAGUUGCAAUUUUCCAGACCCAGACAUUUUUACAUUUCAUACUACAGCCCGUGUUACGUGUGUCGCCUGCCUGUAGUUGAUACAGGUCGUGUGGAAAAAUGAUGAAGAAGUUCGUCACGAAUACUUUGCAACUACGCUCAGUUAAAGCAUUUCGCAUCUUUCCAGUGCUGCGGUUUUUUGUCCUAAAGGCACGAUAACUGCGUGCUUUGAAAACAGCGUCAGAACAACUCUACGCUUCAAUACGAAUACAGCAAAAUGCUGUAUUUGUGUUGCUUACUUGCUGC
This is a messenger RNA of Amoebophrya sp. A120, 4162 nucleotides long. The record is from the annotation of a GenBank genome assembly. NCBI's taxonomy places the organism in Eukaryota, Dinophyceae, Syndiniales, Amoebophryaceae.